Molecule: messenger RNA, 309 nt
Organism: Loa loa (African eye worm)
Lineage: Eukaryota; Metazoa; Nematoda; Chromadorea; Rhabditida; Onchocercidae
Exons: 2
Coding region: 1-309 (102 amino acids)
Source: RefSeq, a predicted model, not a curated record
AUGAAUGUCAGGUCACUCAGGGGUCAAAUGGUUCCAACUUCUCCGAUAGCCACAAAAAAAUCCCACUAUAUAAGGAAAUAUAAACCCUGCAUACAGCAGAGUAAUAUCCUUCCCUUUUAUUCUCCAGAUUGGUGUCUUUGGAACUUAUCUUGUGGUGACGUUUUGGAGCCUGGCUUCACGCGCGAAGGUGAACCGGAUUCAGGCGUUAAUCUCCAACCAGUGCGGAGUGCUUCGUCUGAUCUGGAUCCUACUAAUUUCUUUGAAAGCGUGAGUGCAUUAGUAGUUUUAAAUCCCUUUAAAUCAUUUUGA